Bufo gargarizans (Asiatic toad) is the source of this 7386-nucleotide messenger RNA. RefSeq names its product protein kinase cGMP-dependent 1 (gene PRKG1). The record is from RefSeq and is a predicted model, not a curated record. Lineage: Eukaryota; Metazoa; Chordata; Amphibia; Anura; Bufonidae. Gene Ontology annotation, molecular function: ATP binding; cGMP-dependent protein kinase activity. The transcript is spliced from 18 exons. Gene Ontology annotation, biological process: protein phosphorylation. Bases 665 to 2722 code for a protein of 685 amino acids.
AGCUCCUGUAGACACAGCCCCUCUCUGCUUGUGUCUUACUCCCUCUGUGCCUCUUUCUGACGCAGAUAACUGGAAAUCACCCUGAACCAGAGCUCAGCUCUCUGUAAUCGUAGUCAUCCUGACAGAGGGAGGGAUUUUUGUUCUUCUAGUUGGAGAUCAUGAAUGCAAAUGUUCCCUGGCUCUGCCUGUGAUUGCUGCCACUCUCUCUAGUAAUCAUCCUGGUGGACAUCUACUUCUACAGCAGCUGACACUUUCCAGGACCUCAGUGUGGUGGUGACCUGUAGACACUGGUAGCCCAGGGCUCUAAGGAAUUUAUAGCACAAAAGGAGGCAUCUGUUUACCAUUGGAAAGGUGGAUCUUCCUCAUCGUUAGGGACCUCCUCGUCGGAUGCAAGAAGUGUGAAGACCUCUUGGGGACCGGCUGGGGAUUUUUUUUUUAAUGCACAACGGAUACAAAUACCUCCGGCAAGGAUCUUGAAGACCGUUGAUCGCGGACGCAAAAGGGAACUUCUUGUAGGGACGCUAUUAGCCAGGGCCACGACCUGUUGUGCGCAAAGUAAGUUGGAGAAAGUAGGAAGCGGUUGAUCCUGCUCUGGAGGGGGGUUGAAUUGACCGGGAAGACGACGAAGGGAGAAGGGAAGGCAGCAGGAGCCCCUGCCGGGAAUAUGGGCACAUUGCGGGACUUGCAGUACGCUCUGCAGGAGAAGAUUGAGGAGCUCAGGCAGAGGGAUGCUCUCAUUGAUGAGCUGGAGCUGGAACUAGAUCAGAAGGACGAGCUCAUCCAGAGAUUGCAGAAUGAGCUGGAUAAGUAUCGCUCUGUGAUCAAACCUGCAACCCAACAGGCUCAGAAACAAACUUCCAACACCUUAGGGGAACAGAGGACCAAGAGGCAGGCUAUCUCAGCUGAGCCCACUGCUUUUGACAUCCAGGAUCUCAGCCAUGUCACUCUUCCUUUCUACCCCAAGAGCCCACAGUCCAAGGAAUUAAUUAAAGAAGCGAUCCUUGACAAUGACUUCAUGAAGAACCUUGAGAUUUCCCAGAUUCAAGAGAUAGUGGAUUGUAUGUAUCCUGUUGAAUAUGGCAAAGACAGCUGUAUCAUCAAGGAAGGGGACGUGGGGUCGCUGGUCUAUGUCAUGGAAGAUGGCAAGGUAGAAGUAACAAAAGAAAGUGUAAAGCUAUGCACCAUGGGACCAGGAAAAGUAUUCGGAGAGCUCGCUAUACUCUACAACUGCACCCGCACAGCAACUGUAAAAACACUUACAAAUGUGAAACUUUGGGCAAUCGAUCGACAAUGUUUUCAGACAAUAAUGAUGCGGACGGGGCUAAUCAAGCACACGGAAUAUAUGGAGUUUUUAAAAAGUGUACCAACAUUCCAGGACCUUUCUGAAGAAAUACUUAGUAAACUUGCCGAUGUACUUGAAGAGACUCACUAUGAAUGUGGAGAGUACAUUAUCAGACAGGGUGCUCGAGGGGACACUUUCUUCAUCAUCAGCAAAGGGAAGGUGAAUGUAACAAGAGAAGAUUCGCCGGGUGAAGAUCCAAUAUUUCUCCGCACUUUAGGAAAAGGUGACUGGUUUGGAGAGAAAGCUCUUCAAGGGGAGGAUGUCCGAACAGCAAAUGUUAUUGCUGCGGAGGCUGUGAUGUGUCUUGUCAUUGACAGAGACUCUUUCAAGCAUUUGAUUGGAGGUUUGGAUGAUGUGUCUAACAAGGCUUAUGAAGAUGCAGAGGCUAAGGCAAAAUAUGAAGCCGAGGCCGCCUUCUUUGGUAAUCUCAAGCUAACGGACUUUAACAUCAUUGAUACUCUUGGUGUUGGGGGAUUUGGAAGAGUCGAGCUGGUACAGCUGAAAAGUGAAGAAUCCAAAACAUUUGCAAUGAAGAUCCUUAAAAAGAGGCAUAUAGUGGACACAAGGCAACAGGAACACAUUCGAUCAGAGAAACAGAUAAUGCAAGGUGCUCACUCUGACUUCAUUGUAAGGUUAUACCGAACAUUUAAGGACAGCAAGUAUUUGUAUAUGCUGAUGGAAGCCUGUCUAGGUGGAGAGCUUUGGACUAUUCUCAGGGACAGAGGUUCAUUUGAAGAUUCGACAACAAGGUUUUAUACGGCUUGUGUAGUUGAGGCCUUUGCUUAUCUGCAUUCCAAAGGGAUUAUUUAUAGGGAUCUCAAACCAGAGAACCUUAUUCUGGACCACCGAGGUUAUGCAAAGCUGGUUGACUUUGGCUUUGCAAAGAAAAUAGGCUUUGGUAAGAAAACAUGGACCUUUUGUGGAACCCCUGAAUAUGUAGCUCCAGAGAUCAUCUUGAACAAAGGUCAUGACAUUUCAGCAGACUACUGGUCACUGGGAAUCUUAAUGUAUGAACUUUUGACUGGCAGCCCCCCAUUCUCAGGUCCAGAUCCUAUGAAGACUUACAACAUCAUACUGAGAGGAAUCGACAUGAUUGAAUUUCCAAAGAAGAUUACCAAAAAUGCUGCUAAUCUAAUAAAAAAACUAUGCAGGGACAAUCCGUCAGAAAGAUUAGGAAACUUGAAAAAUGGAGUGAAAGAUAUCCAAAAGCACAAAUGGUUUGAAGGCUUUAAUUGGGAAGGUUUAAGAAAAGGUACCCUCACACCUCCUAUAAUCCCAAGUGUUGCAUCCCCAACAGACACAAGCAAUUUUGACAGUUUUCCAGAAGACAAUGACGAUCCUCCACCUGAUGACAACUCAGGAUGGGACGUAGACUUUUAAUGCAUUUUUCUUACCUGCUUCUGCCUUGCUGAAGACAGCUUUCCUGAAACAUGGCUGCCAAUAGAACAAAAGAAAGAACUGGGGAAGAUUAAUGCUCGGGGUCACCAUGAUGCCUUGAUUGAUGCUGCUAUAGUAACUACAGUGGCAUUAGGACUUAUUGCUUAGUUCACAAUAACCCUUCUUAACAUACUUUUUGUUUUGACCUUCAAAAUAGCAGUCGACAUGGUGGUCCUGAAGCAAAGCCUCAUUCAAAACUAUAUGCUUUCUAAUAUUGCAGAGUUGACAAUUUACCUUUCAAACAGUAUAGUGUAAAAUGUAUUAGAACUGUACAUAUUUUGUAGCUAGCACUACCCAUAGGAAAGAAUAAUUUAUUUCGGUACAGUUGUCCAUGUUAGGUAGGGAUGCCUGUAUCUUUACAAGAGGGAUAUGCAGGAUAGCUCCUUUUUCUGCUGCCGUACUACAGAUCUCAUCAUCAUCUGGCUGGCUGGAGUUGAUGGGAUCAGUAGCUCGGUGGCAGCUAUUGGUUCGAAUAUGCAGGUUUCUCUUUUAAAGUGCAUAAAUGAUGACUUCCUGCAGGUCAGAGUAGAUAAGUGUGGAAAAUAUUUAUUAAUGUUUUACCCCAGCUUUGUCCUGCUGACAUAAUGCUCUCUCUUUUUAACGUGACAAUUAAAGUGUUCCCUAUGGUCCAUGGAAAUAACCGGUACCCAAUACAAAGGUUAAACUAGUAUUGAAAAGCAUUGAAGAAGUAGGCCCUGGUUGCCGUACAGUAUUUAACUUGGGUUUGGGGACUUUGGGGCUCGCCCUUAUACAAAAAGUUUUUCUACGACAGGUAGGAGGUGGUCAAGCGAUGAUCACUGACAGUACUGUAAGACCUUGAUAAGAAGAUACAUUUCCCUCUGGAGGGGUACACAGGAUACCCUCCUGGAAUAUUGUAAGAAGUAGGCCCUGGUUACUCUACAGUAUUUAACUAUAAGGCUAGGCUCCCUCUUAUACAAAAAUUUGUUCCAGGAUAUAUAGGAGGUGGUCAUGCAAUGAUCACUGACAGUACUGUAAGACCUUGAUGUUGCCCUCUUGAGGGGUACACAGGAUAUCCUCCUGGAAUAUUGCAAUGCAUUGUAGCGUUUAUAGCCCCCUUUAAUUUUGUGAGAGCUACUGACAUCUUUAAGGCAUCUUCUAGUUAAUAAUAGGCUUUAUUCCCAUGGCUAUUGGCACAGCUAUAAAAAUGGCUGCCAAUGGUGUGUGUAAGCAGUAGAUAAACCAUAAUAAUCUGUAUGGUACAAAAUUUCCCCAGUAAAUCGCUGAAUUGGAUGUUUGUUUUUCGCACUCAUUGUGAGGACCACAAUCAUUUGGUCAUUUUUUUUGUUCAUGUCAAUCCAAUUCUUGAAGCUGUGUUUUUUUUUGUUUUUGUUUUUUUUACUUAUGUUCAUGACCAGACUGAAUGUUAACCUCUCUUUUGUUAGAUUUUUAACAAUUCUAUUAAUAAAAAGCACAACUGUUGCAUAUGCUGUUGAAAAUGAUCAUGAAAGGCAUCGUAUUCAUUCAUCCAUCUUCAUUUACAGCAUUGAAUGUUUUUAUAUUAGAGGUUCUAGGUUCUCAGUUCUCAAUUGGAAACAGACUAUGAUUUGUGACAUUAGAAAGGUAUAUGCAUUCCUUGGAAAGCAUUAAGGUCAAUUAUAUAUUAAGUAAUUAGAAUAGUCAUUUAAUCACAUAUCCUGCUAAAUAAUCUAAAGAUCCAAGUCUACUCAGAGCUUAAUAGGAGAUGGUGAUUAGUGGAGUCUAGAAUUACGAGUCUGAGAGAAAUACUAGGAAUGAAAAAAAUAUUUGCGUAGGAUGUAUGUUUUAUAGCUUAGGUGGAACUGAGUACGGAAGUUGUAGCAGAGGUUACGUGAGUUGUACACUUGUCCACCCUCAUGUGACCAUCCUGUAAGGUACCUCCACUUCUUCACAGAGAACGCAGAACAAAAUGGGGGCUAAGUAGUUCAGCUAUGAACGUGUACAUAUUAAACCCUUGAAUACUUUGAUGGAAGGGUCUCUGUAGAUGUGAAGCAUACAUGCCUAUGGAAGAGUAGAACUAAUGUCCCAAAAUAUCCUGAAAUCUACCACAUGAGGAUCAAGUUAUUUUGGUGGAAAUGAUAGUAAGAACAUAAAAUACUGUAAACAGUUUCCAACAUUAAAACCUUUGCAGACCUAAUUAUAUGAGAACACAAUGGGAAGCAAAACUUUUUCUCCCUAUUGUCCCAUAAAUAUGCAUGCCUAGCUGAUGAGAGAGUGAGGAGAAAGCCGCUGCCAUACUCCCCUGGUAGUGGCUUAUCUUUUGAAAAAGGGAAAGGGCAGUUGAAAACCAAUAUCCCUAGGCAUUAGUGAUUGGGGAAGAGUUGGGAAGCUCCAUACACAUCAGAUGGUGGGCCAAACCUCCUGAAAUCCGUGGGUUGGGCAAACAUAAAUCUGAUGCGUAUUGCCAGCUUUAGACCCAGAUCUAUACAGUGUUCAAUAAGAGAACAGUAUCUUGUGCUCAGCUUUAUGAUAUGUCAUCAUUAGGUCUUUAUUCAAGGUAACAUAUUGUAGAACCAUUGUUAGAAGGAACAUUUAGUACACACAAUUGUGAUACUAGUGUUCUUUUAAAAGAAUAUUAUAACCAAGAGAAUGGGAGUUAGUAUAUUUUGAUAGAUACCAGUCCAUUUCUCCUAGUGAGGACUAAAGAGGAGGGUCUUCUAAAAGAUGUCAGUAUCAGAUAAGCACUUUUCUAUUUUAUUUAGGUGCUAUGUAUAGAUUUGUUCUGUGAGAUGUAUACAACUCAACACUCUUAGAUAUAGGAACAUUCAUAUGAAUUAGCACUAAUUUAAUUAUAAAUUCUAACAUUAAAUAUGCAGAGGCAAUACCAAUUGAUUCCCGACCAAAGUCCUACAAGUAAGUAGCAGUGUAUUCCAGCAACGUAGGUUUUCUCUUCCUCAUGUAUGGAAUAAUAAUUGUGUUAAUAACAAACAUACUUUUCCGUGACUUGCAGAACUCUAAAAUGGAACAGUUCAGUUUUGCUCUAGGCCUUCCAAAGUAUUACGUAACCCUACUGAGUUAAUAUGUAGCAAUAAGCCAAGAUGAACAAGGCAUAAUAAAAAGCGUAUCAUAUCUAGGAGGUGAAUGUAUAUGAGUCCUAUGUAAAUAUAAGAUUUAUGCCUUGAGAAAACUAUUGAUCUGCUUUGGAACAUCAUACACGAAUGACCAGAAAAAGAACCAAGCGGACUAUGUGGCAUAUACUGUAUAUACUCUGUAACUACCUCUGUUUAAGGGGAUAGCUACUUAUCUACUGGGCUGAUGUUGCAGGGGAAAGAUGGGAACUCUGACAGUAGAGUCCAAGAUUUAUUUGUCAGUGUAUCUGCUUUCUCCACAGCACCAAGCCUUUAAAAUCCUCCCACUGUAUGUUGUCCAAAGACUGGAGCACCAUUUUACUGUAGAUUUUUUAAUCUUUGAAAAAUAAAAAAGAUUUAAAGUGCUUUUUGGCACAGCCUAAAGACUUAGGUUUGAUGAUACAUUUCAGGACAAAUACUGUCAUCCAGCGCUAUUCAUGUCACACAAAAGGCUUCCUUAUUCUACUGUGACGUCUUCUAGGGGCAGAGGCAGUAGUAGUUCCAUGAAAUCUCUCUAGCCGUCCUUAAGGAUUGACAGUAACUAGCAUCAUAUGCAUCAUUCAUCCUCGUUGUGAAAUAUUUCAUGGUUAUUUCUGAGUUUGAAAAAACCUAGACAUGUUCAUAUUAUCAAAGGAUUCAUAAACCAUGACUCUCCAAAUAUAUAAGAACCCAUUGCACGACUGUAUAGAGGGGUAGGGGGGCUAUUGCGUUGGCAAUAUAAAAUGAUAUACAGUACAUACAAAUCUCAUCGGUGACGUUCUAUUGUAGACAACUUUACAAGUUUUGGGUCAUUUUUUACAUUUGGUUCGCCAUACAGCGCCAUUGUUUGGCUGUGAGAUACUCAUCUACAUUCUGUGUCCCAAGCAUGUCUGGAUUGGAUUGUAUAAGUGCUCAUCAAAACGCAUUUGCUAUUCUUGAACUUUACAGUAGGACCACAGACAAUUACAGUAUUUGUGUGAAUAUAGCUAUUUUUGUGUUAAGAUUUGAUACGAUAUGCAUAGUAGUUCUUUUUUAAGUAGUAACUCAUUGGGUUAUUUCAUCAUCAUCUUAUUUGUAAUGUGCAGUGUUUUACUAGGUACAGGUGGACUUGAAUUUUAUUGUCAGUAUUAGUGAGCGACUGUACCCUGUUCCCUCAUCCGUCCUGAACCUUAAAACCUGAUGAUUUCGGCAUUGUUACAAGUGCCUUAAAUUCAUGGCAUCUUCUAAUAACUUAACCGUUUGGUGUUAUGCUGCAUGACUAAGACAAACACACCUCAAGACGUUGUCCUUUCUUAGCUUGCUCUGUUUUACAGUUCUUUCUGCUGACGAUUUCUAAGCCUUUAUUAUUAUAUAUUGAUGAAAUACAGAAAUUAUGACGUUGUUUUAAUGAUUUCUGUUCAAUGUACCAGAGCUGUGUAACUGUUAAUGGGAUUGCAGCAUCAUUUCUGUGAAAUGUAUCAAUGUAUGUGCAGGUUUAAUUAAUACAUGACAUAUUAUCAGUCUUUACACAGGUGUAACUGUUUUGCUAAGGUGCACAUUAAAACUUUACAAAAAGUGAUCGUU